Molecule: messenger RNA, 925 nt
Organism: Aspergillus sclerotioniger CBS 115572
Lineage: Eukaryota; Fungi; Ascomycota; Eurotiomycetes; Eurotiales; Aspergillaceae
Product: Tvp18 family protein
Exons: 5
Coding region: 87-536 (149 amino acids)
Biological process (GO): vesicle-mediated transport
Cellular component (GO): Golgi membrane
Source: RefSeq, a predicted model, not a curated record
CAUCGCACUACCGUCACUUUACAUACCCUGACCUGAGCCCUUUCGACAGACUUGUCAUCGAAUAGUCUGCAACCUCGUUUUACACCAUGACUCUCGCUGAGGAACUCCGCUCGAGAAACUUCAGUAUCUACGGACAAUGGACGGGCGUGAUAUGCAUCGUCUUGUGCCUGGCUCUCGGUAUCGCCAACAUCUUUUCGUUCGAUGCCGUGAUCAUUAUCUUCAGUGUCCUAUGCCUAAUCUCGGGCUUAAUCCUCAUCUUUGCUGAAGUGCCAUUCCUUCUAAGAAUCUGCCCUACGUCCCCCAAGUUCGAUGACUUUAUCCGAAAAUUCACGACGAACUGGAUGCGCGCUGCAAUGUACGCCGUGAUGAGUGUUGUGCAAUGGCUCAGCCUUAUCAAGUCCGCCACUAGUUUGAUUGCCGCCGCUGUAUUCCUGCUCCUCGCUGCUCUGUUCUACGCGCUGGCGGGUCUGAAGAGCCAAGAAUUCGUUGGUAGCAAGACUUUGGGUGGACAAGGACUUGCGCAGAUGAUCGUUUAAGGCUGUUGAACUAAUAUAUGAGCGACGAGGCUCAAGGCGAUAAAAGAAAACAAGAAAGAGACGGAAAGAGCCAUCUCUGCGCUGGAUGCGCCAUGAUUAUGAACCGACUUUGCUGUUCUUGACGCUGCCGAGCAGAUUCUUGUACUCGUAUAGCAUGCUGUUUUGAGGGAAUGAGGUCCGCUAGGAUUUGAGCUGCUGACGCGUUUGUUAUUGUGUUUUUAUUUGUUUCAUUCUUUGUGCCGUAUUAUCCGUCCCGCUUUUGCACUUUCUGAGGCUUGCUCAAAACUGUCGCAAUGAGGUUUAGAUGAAUCAUGUAAUAUUUACCAUUUCAUACCAGCGAAUACCCUGUUAGCAUCCUGGAGAUGAAUGAACUGGACCGUUUGCAUAAG